Spinacia oleracea (spinach) is the source of this 978-nucleotide messenger RNA. RefSeq lists its product as uncharacterized. Lineage: Eukaryota; Viridiplantae; Streptophyta; Magnoliopsida; Caryophyllales; Amaranthaceae. The transcript is spliced from 2 exons. The record is from RefSeq and is a predicted model, not a curated record. Bases 1 to 978 code for a protein of 325 amino acids.
AUGAGCACUCCCUUCUGUGAGAACAUAAUGAACGCCCCGAAAGAGUCUAAAGUCAAAACUCCCACCAUUGAAGCUUAUGAUGGUACAACCGACCCAUACAUGCACCUAGUUGCAUACCGUCACUACAUGUAUGUUCAAGGAACCAAUGAGGCCACAUGGUGCAAAUAUUUCCCAGCUACCCUUAAAGGCGUAGCGUCCAAAUGGUUUGAACGACUGCCCCCAGGAUCAAUUGCUUCCUUUAACAAGCUACAAACCUUGUUCUCCACCAAGUUCAUGGCAUACAAGGAAGAAAGGAAAACAAGCAUGCACUUGGGAUGCAUUCAACAAGGAAAGGACGAGUCUUUGCGAAUCUAUGUUAAGAGCUUCAAUCUAGAAGCAGGACAGAUCCCAGAUCUGCCCGAUGGCGUCUCUUUCGAUAAUUUUAUCAGAGGAUUGAAGAAAGGGUCACUCAAGUUUGGCUUGGUUAAAAAAAGUGUCCGGACGAUGGCUGAAGUCUUGGACAAGGCGGAAGCCUUUAUUCAUGCAACAGAAAUAUGCAGUGCGUCCAAGGAUGGAAAGGCUGGUGAAGCGACGGACUCCUCAGGGAAGAAAGAGAAGAUACACAGGAAAGUCCCACGAGUAAAUGGUACUUGGGCUCUUUCGAAAGAACAUGAUACCAAUUCUCCCGGGUUCGACCUUGAACGGCCCUUCCCCAUGAAAUCUCCUGCUGAGAGUCGAGAUCCUAAUCUGUAUUGCCAGUUCCACGAAGAUAUAGGACAUGACACCGAGGAUUGCAGGAGCCUGAAGAGAGCCCUGGACGGCCUAGCCUCCAAGGGGCACCUAAAGAACUACUUGCAAAGAAGCACUCACGACACGGGAAAAAAUCAGUACAAGAAAAACAAGUCACCUGUCUCAGCUACAGAAGGAAAUCACAGCGAAGGGGGAUUUGUAGCCGUCAUAUCAGGAGGACCAGCUGCUGGGGGGCCCACCAUGAGGUAA